CGGAGUUUGACGCGCAGAAGGAGACGCUGCUUCUCUUUCAAAUCGCCGCGGUUUGUUUUGACUCUCUGGUGAUUUAUCAUCAGUCUCUAGAGUAGAAACCACGACAACAGCUCUAACAAACAGAUGCACAUCAUAACGCUAAACCUGUCGCUGGUAGAGUUUUGAGGAAUAUCCUGAACAAACGAGCUAUUUCUGGCGAGUUUUUGUAUAUCGAUGUGAGUUCAGUCUUCAGCUUCCAGGAUCUGAAGAGUCGCAUGAUGCUGGAACCAGCGCAGAUCCGUCGGAGAGGCGCUCAGGAUUUUGAAGGUUACUAUGAUCAUGUGUGUGCGGCUCAGGGAUCAGCUCCUGUCCGUGCGGUGAAAGCCAGCCUGAGUCGGGGGAUGUUAGAGUUUAACCCUGAUCACAUCAGUCUAGCGGACUGGACACCCAUCCUGUCAGCCCUCGCCAUCAACAAACACCUCCAGCAUGUUGCUGUCAAGAGCUGCCACCUCACCAGCACUGCAGCUCACAGUUCUUACAGGUCUCAUAAGAAGAAGAUCCCUGUGAUUCAUUCCAAGAAUAUGACUUUUCAGUUGUGCAAGGCUGUGCAAAAAUGCAUGUGUGAGUCAAGCAGCCUAAAGACCCUUCAGCUGCAAGGUUUGCCUCUGAGAGAAAGAGACCUCACAGUUCUCACCAAGGGUUUAGCUAAGAGUGUGUCAUUGGAGCAUCUGUCUUUAGCACACUGUCCAAUUGCAGAUCAAGGUUUGGAAGUCAUCUGUCAGAGUGUGAAAUAUUCCUCAACGAUUAAGACAGUGGAUUUCACUUCCUGUAAUAUUACGUGGCAGGGAGCAGAGCAUAUGGCGAACAUCAUAAAGCACCAUGCAAUGAGACGGCAUAGCACUGCGUGGGUGGAGACGUUACGCUACAGGAGAGCCGAGUUUGAAGCCAUGAGCGGACUGCGCAGAAUUACUCUCAAUGACAACAUCCUGAUCGGAGACAGAGGAGUGAUGGCACUCGCCCGCGAGCUUACAGAGGACCUGUGGGUCAAAGCGGUGGACCUGCAGCGUUGCGGGAUCUCUAACGAAGGAGCUCAAGUUCUAGAGCAGAUGCUUCAGUCCAAUUCCACUCUGUGUGUGCUUGACAUCAGGAGAAACCCACUGAUCGAUAAUAAUGUGGUGAAGGCAGUGCUCAAAAAAGUUCUCAUCAACACUAAAAGCCAUGACUCACAGUAUCUUUGGCUUAAACCUCCUUCUCCUAAAAGCGCUCUUGAUCAGUCACGGCAGCUGAGGAGGAAGAAUGCAGGAAAAGCCACAUAUCGCAUUAGCUCUCGCCGGUCCUCCUCUGUAAACUCUGUGUGGAGGCCUCCUCGGCCUGGUUCAGUGGGGUACGUCCCAUGGCGCACUGCUGCACGGGCUGGCUUACAAAGAGGUGCAUCACAGGCUGAUGGGCUGACAGACCAGAGCUUUCAAAACGCCUCCUCUGUGCGCGUAACCAUGGAGACGGAGUCAGAGUCAGAGGAGGUGGAUGCUGCAGAUGUACCGAGUCCUCAGGAGAAAAUCACUAGCUACCAGUUCAGACGAGUGCAGAGAGAGAAUAAUCGAUUACAGGUUGAGCUGGAAGAGUGUCGACUGAGGCUGACGGAGGAGAGGAACAACAGGCUGAAAACCAACUCUCGCCUGGUGGAGCUGGAGCUGGAGAAUGAGCGUUUACGGAGUCUGAACCAAUCCCUGUCUGAAGCCCAUCUCAGCGCCUCUGUUCUGGAGGACGAACAUGUGCUGGAAAGCAUCGAAUCCUCCUUCCAAAAAUUCCACGCAUUCUUGGACCUGCUGAAAGACGCUGGGCUUGGCCAGUUUGCGUCAAUGGCUGGAAUAGACCAGUCAGACUUUGGGCUUCUUGGACAUCCUCAGCUCUCCUCAACAGAGAGGACAAGGACACACGCCGACCAAGAGAGCCAGAGAAAUGAGGAGAGGAGGGAGAGCUUAGCAGUGAGUAGAAAUCAGAGAAGCAAGACAAAUUAAAAGAAUUAUUUAAUACAAAUCAAGAAUCAUUAUUUUAUUAAAGAUCGU
Cyprinus carpio (common carp) is the source of this 2045-nucleotide messenger RNA. RefSeq names its product centrosomal protein of 78 kDa-like. The record is from RefSeq and is a predicted model, not a curated record. Lineage: Eukaryota; Metazoa; Chordata; Actinopteri; Cypriniformes; Cyprinidae. Bases 255 to 1997 code for a protein of 580 amino acids. Gene Ontology annotation, molecular function: protein binding. Gene Ontology annotation, cellular component: centrosome. The transcript is spliced from 16 exons.